Messenger RNA from Colletotrichum acutatum, 1529 nucleotides. Its product is annotated as glucose-6-phosphate 1-dehydrogenase. Lineage: Eukaryota; Fungi; Ascomycota; Sordariomycetes; Glomerellales; Glomerellaceae. The transcript is spliced from 2 exons. The record is from RefSeq and is a predicted model, not a curated record. Bases 167 to 1438 code for a protein of 423 amino acids. Gene Ontology annotation, biological process: glucose metabolic process; pentose-phosphate shunt, oxidative branch. Gene Ontology annotation, molecular function: glucose-6-phosphate dehydrogenase activity; NADP binding. Gene Ontology annotation, cellular component: cytosol.
AUCUGCUGACAUUUCUAUAGUACCCUGCUCUGUUCGGUCUGGUACGAACUUCUCGACCGCAUUGAUAUGCCUCUCCCACGGAUAUGGCGAGCUAACCCGGCGCAAAUAGUACCGAAACCAGUUCCUCCCCAAGGACAUUAAGAUUGUCGGAUAUGCGCGGACAAAGAUGGACCACGAUGACUACAUCCGCCGCAUCAGAUCCUACAUGAAGACACCCACAAAGGAGAUUGAGCAGCAGCUCAAUGACUUCUGCAACCUCUGCACCUAUGUCUCUGGCCAGUACGACAAGGACGAGUCAUUCCAGAACCUGACCCGGCACCUUGAGGAGCUCGAGCAGGGCAAGCCUGAGACUCACCGUCUCUUCUACAUGGCACUCCCCCCCAGUGUCUUCACCAUUGUCUCCCAGCAUCUCAAGAGAUGCUGCUACCCCACCAAGGGAAUUGCGCGCGUUGUCAUUGAGAAGCCCUUUGGUAAGGAUCUUGCCAGCUCCCGGGAGCUUCAAAAGUCCCUCGAGCCCGACUGGAAGGAGGAUGAGCUCUACCGCAUUGACCACUACCUCGGCAAGGAGAUGGUCAAGAACAUCCUUAUCCUUCGCUUUGGUAACUCCUUCUUCGGCUCCACCUGGAACAGGCAGAACAUCGACAACGUCCAGAUUACCUUCAAGGAGCCUUUUGGCACCGAAGGCCGUGGCGGUUACUUUGACGAGUUCGGUAUCAUUCGCGAUGUUCAGCAGAACCACUUGCUCCAGGUUCUCACCCUGCUCGCCAUGGAGCGCCCCAUUUCCUUCGCCUCGGAGGACAUUCGUGACGAGAAGGUGCGCGUUCUCCGCGCCAUGCCCGCCAUUGAGCCCAAGAACGUGAUCAUCGGACAAUACGGCAAGUCAUUGGAUGGCAGCAAGCCAUCGUACAAGGAAGACGAUACUGUCCCCAAGGACUCGAGGUGUCCCACCUUCUGCGCCCUUGUCGCAUACAUCAAGAACGAGCGCUGGGAUGGCGUUCCAUUCAUCAUGAAGGCCGGCAAGGCCCUCAACGAGCAAAAGACUGAGAUCCGUAUCCAGUUCAAGGACGUUACCUCGGGCAUCUUUAAGGACAUUCCCCGCAACGAGCUUGUCAUGCGCAUUCAGCCCAAUGAGAGUGUCUACGUCAAGAUGAACUCCAAGCUGCCCGGUCUGAGCAUGCAGACUGUCGUCACCGAGCUUGACUUGACCUACCGCCGCCGCUUCUCUGACCUCAAGAUCCCCGAGGCUUACGAGUCAUUGAUUCUGGACUGCCUGAAGGGCGACCACUCCAACUUUGUUCGUGACGACGAGCUGGACGCCAGCUGGAGAAUCUUCACCCCUCUUCUGCACUACCUGGACGACAACAAGGAGAUCAUCCCCAUGGAGUACCCCUAUGGUAAGCCUUCGAAGUGUGUACGCCCUGUAGCCAGCUUUUUCUAACCAUUUCCUAGGAUCUCGUGGCCCCGCUGUCCUCGAUGACUUCACCUCCUCCUAUGGCUACAAGUUCAGUGAUGCGGCUGGAUACCAGUGG